UCAAUAGCCUUCACCUAGUUUUUAAAGCAGGAACAAAACAAUAAAUUGAGAUCGAAAUCAUGUUUAAGCUGUGCCUUAUUGCCUUUGUGCUCGUUUCGUUGGGCGCAGUUAAUGCUGGCACCUUGGAAUGGCCAGCCAAUCUUGUGGCUCUUAGCCAGGCCAAAUCCUCGCAAGUGUUGCCUUUGCCCGCCAGCGAGGAAUCCACGGAGAUUGCCACAGAAAGCAGCGCUAGCGCCAACAGCGGAGCAGCUGAGCCUCAGGCAGAUGAUGCACUAACUGAAUCAGCCAGUGGCCGCUCCGAUGCUCUUGAUGCCCAUCUAGUCUCGCCUGUGCCCGUCUCUGUGCCCCUGCCCCUCAUUGUGGCAGCACGUUCGGGACUUCGCACCGUGUUGACCAUACAGGAGCCCACAUUGGCCAAGGUGGGCAACCUGGUGGAGCAUGUGCCCACAGCCAUCUCACAUCAAAGCCAGACAGUGGUCCAUGAUCAUCGACGUCUGGUCACUCCAAUUGUGGCACCUGCCGUGCGUACCACACAACUCGUGCGUCAGCAAUCACCUUUGGUCUGGACUCUUUCCACAUCUGAUCCUCGCCUUGUAUUGCUUCGCAAUUGAACAACAGAUGCUUCAAAGACAACAAACAAACAAACAACAAUAUGCCACCAAAGAGAAAACAAUUGCCAAAUUACUUCUGAUAGCUAACGCAUUCUCAAAUUACUCUGCCUUUUAUACUGUAACUGCCUUAAUCUACGCUGUUUCUAUGUAGUCUCUCUUCUUAUCUUUUCUUUUCUUUUCUAUACUGUUCUGUUCUUUUUUUCUGGAAUAAAGAAUUCGCAUUUGCAAA
Messenger RNA from Drosophila innubila, 840 nucleotides. RefSeq names its product retinin (gene retinin). NCBI's taxonomy places the organism in Eukaryota, Metazoa, Arthropoda, Insecta, Diptera, Drosophilidae. The transcript has 2 exons. The coding region runs from base 60 to 611 and encodes 183 amino acids. The record is from RefSeq and is a predicted model, not a curated record.